Molecule: messenger RNA, 600 nt
Organism: Bactrocera neohumeralis
Lineage: Eukaryota; Metazoa; Arthropoda; Insecta; Diptera; Tephritidae
Exons: 5
Coding region: 1-600 (199 amino acids)
Source: RefSeq, a predicted model, not a curated record
AUGCAACUACAAAAUGUGCAAGCAGAAUCUAGAAGCAAUGAUAUAUUUAUGGAAAACAUUUCCAAUGAAAACGAAAUAUUUAUGAAAGACAUUUCCAAUGAAAUUGAUGAUAUCGCUAAAAACACUAAAUUAGAAGAAAAACUUGAUAUCAUUAUAGCCAACCAAAACAUCAUAAAGAGACAACAAGCAGAAACGUUGGCGAUGUUUAAGCAGCUAUUUGAAAAAGAUGUAGGCUCCUAUGGAACGAGAAGUGUGUUCCCGUUGUCCAACUUGGAAGCAUUAAAAAAACUGAAUGCAGAUAUAGUGGCAGGUUCCAGUGCAGACUAUAUAAAAAUCAUUAAAAAUAUAAUAGCCAAAACGGGGAUUAUUAAAUCUAUUGAGGGUAUUUUCGAAAGGAGUCUUAUUGUUCAGUUGAACUACGAUGGCAUUCAUUCCAAAUACUCCUUAAAGGAAUGCAAGGUGUUAAUCGACUGCUUGUUUGAGGCAUUAAUGAAAGAAGGAUAUUCCCAUGGCGAGUUUGUUAAAGACUUGCGACAAGCUUUAAAACUGGUGAAAAAUCGUCAUUUCAAAACAAACUCCAUAUUAAAAUCUAAAAAAUAA